AUGGCUUAUACAAACCUCAGUGUUGGAAACUUCACAUUAACUGACAGCCUCUUGUUUACAAAUUAUAACUUGUUAUCUCAGCAGGCUAACUACGCCUUUUGCCAGGUAUGAAAGUAAAUUGUUAGGUUACUAAAUGGAGCACUAAAAUUUAUUUGCAUUAAGAAAAUCGAAAGCGGGAUGAUGUUCCUUUUUAGCAGAACCAAUAAACAACUAAUCCUAGUUGUUCUGAAUAUUCUGCAUUGUGCAUUAAUUCAUGGAGUAGUCUGAGAGACAAGUCGAAACUUGCUUGUUAAAGUCAUUUGUUCAUUUUAUUUAUAAUUCUCAUGUUUUGCCAUUUAUCUUAAAUAAAAAAGUUGUUUUUAACAAGCUAUAUCUUUCUUUGACAGAAUAUCAACUUUACAGACGAAUUCUAUGCUCCUCCUGUGGUGAUAGUGACGGCAAAACGCAUCAACAACGAUUCGCGUUUGUCUGGGUGUAACGCAAUCACCGCUUGGGUCGAGGUAAAAUUGUUUUACAAACUUGCAGAUGGCAAAAGAUUAAUUUAGCGUUGAAUCUUAAUAAAUAUGAUCAAUCCAUGCCGUGAAUAAAUAAAAGAAAUCCCAGAUUGACAAGAAAGACAGAAAGUGUAAGAAAAUCUUUUCACAAAGUUUAACGCCACGCUAGUAUUAUAUUCUUGGUGGUUUUCACGUGACGUCAUCAAAAUUCAUACAAAUUCAUCAGUUAUAGAGCAGCAUAACCCGUAUUUUUACAAAUUGUCUGUUCGAAAGGGCUCUUCGUUUUGUCAGUGAUAAAGUACGCUAUUAAUUUUUAACCUUUUGCGUGACGCGGCAUUUCAAGGAUCUGAAAGGGCCUAGAAAACUGUGAUUUGGGUUAGAAAAUUGUCACUUUUUUUCAGAUUGUGCCAUCGCAAAAACAGACAUUUUUGUUGGUUUCUGACCACUAUAUUGGUUCCCCUCUGAGGAACAACAACAUCAAGUUCUGUAAAUUUGGGGAAAAAAAUUUAUAAGUAUUUCCGCAUAACAGGAAAUAUCACAAAGGCCUGAGUCCUUGCAAAGGUUUUUUGAAUAUAUUUAUUUAUCUUCUUUCAUUUCCCAGAUUCUGGACUUUCUUUAUCACACAGAAUCGAUUUCCAUUUUUGAUGGAGUGACAGUAAUAACCGGUUCAAAGGAAUUGGAGAAUGAAUAAAAUGUUCAAACCGAAUCAACUUUUUUUUAGCAGAUACGAGUCCUCUUACUGAUUCCUAAACAUUUAAACAACUUUUUAUAUCUGUGGUUAACAGUUCAGUUUUCGUCAAAGUUUCUCGUCACCUUUACGUUUUGAUCGUUUGUUUAGUAAAAUUUUCAACACUGCUUUGGAGUAAUAAUGUUAUUAGCAAUCUCGAUUUUCUACCCUUAGUACACGUCCACCGCAAAAACAGAGAUUUGUGUUCGAGUCUAUGAAACCAACAGCAAGGAUACCAUAAAAGUCGAUUAUCUGAUUACUGGAGGUAGGUAUAUCACCCAGUAAUGUAAUAAUCGACCACUAAUGUAUUACUAACCACUAAUAAGGUAAUAAAAAAAAAACCACUAAUAUGAUAACAUUCUAACCUUUAAUGUAAUAAAAAAAACUUAACCACUAAUGUGAUAACUUUGCGACCAUUCAUGAAACAAAUUCAAAGAGAACAGCUAAUUGAUUUUUUUGAGAUUAUUAGGAUUUAGAAGAUCAUAUGGUGCACGGCAAAAAAAUAAUCAGACGACCUCCUGCUUUGAUGUCAAGUAAUGCCGUUUCAACGCAAUAGGUCAUUUAGGACUUGUUCCAUACACUUGUUCCCUUUUACUUGAAGAAUUUAAAAUCUACUUCUUUGGAAUUAUUUCUUAGCUAAUUUAGGUUCUAGUGUAAAGACUAAUAUUGUCACUUUGUUUCGUUAACACUAACAGAUCCUUUAGAUAGAAGAUCGGUGUUUAAUUUAUAAGCGUCAGUUCAACAUGAAAAUUACCGAUAACAAGAAUGAUAGCAUCGAUCAUUCACCUCACUGUUUUUCUCUUUCUCUCCCUCGCCAUGUUCGGUAAAACUUCGUUGAAAUUAAAGUAAAAGCAAAAAAACAGCAACAACAACAAAACAACAAUCAAAUAAAUAAUAAAUAAAAUAAAUAAAUAAAUAACGAUUUGCAGGAAGCACAUCCACAUAGUGGUUCUUCGUCUACCUGAUUCCUGGUUGAAUUGGAAUUUGGAAGUGCUAGUUUUUGUGGAGAGGGGAAUACCGGAGCACCCGGAGAAAAACCUCUCGGAGCAAGGGGAGAGAACCAACAACAAACUCAACCCACACAUGGUGUCGACGCCGGGAUUUGAACCCGGGCCACAUUGGUGGGAGGCGAGUUCUUUCACCACUGCGCCACCCUUGCUCCCCUAAAUCAAGCCCUACUCUAGAUUAAUACUCUUAUAGACCAAAUCCAAAUCUCGGUAUAAGCACUUAAUUCCGUUAGAUAUAUUAUGCACACAAAAUUAAUGAUAAUCAUGCAUCUUUUGUUUUACACAGACCUGGAUCCUUGUAUAGAUGGCGUACACUGUGAUUAUCAUGGUCUAUGCAAAGCUUUUGGACCAUACGAUGCCCGCUGUGUGUGCAUAGACAGUUGCCCAUCUUAUCAAGAGCCUAUCUGUUCUUCUAACGGAACGACGUAUGACAACAAGUGUCUCUUUAAGCAGGAAAUGUGUUUGUUACAGCUGAACUUUACUGUGCAGCAUCCUGGGAGCUGUGAAGGUAUCAGUGAUCUCGUAAUUUAUGGUAUCAAUUGCCAUUUAAUUCAAUCACCCAAAUUAACAACCCCGAAAAAAAGAAACGUCAAAAAAUCUUCACUAACAACGUAUCGAUAUCACAUCUUCUGAAUCUCUACCACUGUACCAGUUAGAAGUCGUUUCAAAGGUAUAAACUGGUUAUUAAUGCGAAGCUGAUCUCUGAACAUAUUUCUAUAGCAAAAGCACAAACGAGGAAAUUUUACCGUGACACGAUUUAAUUAAAGCAAAAAAUGCGUCGUUUUAGUAACGUAAAAUGUGAAAUACUGAGGUCAUUUAGUAAGGUGAACAGUUUAUGACUUUUAAAAAAAUAUAUAAUCUUGUCUAAAGUGGAGCUCGAGACAAAUCGCCUCAUGAUAACUCGAACUCUCUCAUUCUUUUUUUUUUCUUUACAUUUGCGUUUUUGUACUACUUUGCAGGGUUCCCAUUUCAGCGUGACCGGCGUCACAUGCCUCAUAUACCUUCCUUGGGAUAUUCUCACUGUGAAGUAAUUGGUUUCCGACCAUUUGUGUUCUACCCUGAUAAACCCGUUCAAGUGCAGGUAACUGUCAAUCACAUCGAUACAAGGGACAUGAAUUACGUCCACGAUGCUGCUGUGUCGUGGAUUGAAGAUGUGACCUACGAACAAUUCACUGCGUGCGUGAUGGCGGCUGGUUUCAACGAGCGAAGGACCCGUGCUAAUGUGUCCAUAGACUGGAUAGCUUAUCAAGGAGCCCCAGAAGGUGGGGUCAGUGGAGAGGUGCGCAUGUCACAGUAG
Messenger RNA from Porites evermanni, 3525 nucleotides. Lineage: Eukaryota; Metazoa; Cnidaria; Anthozoa; Scleractinia; Poritidae. The record is from the annotation of a GenBank genome assembly.